AUGUUUGGCGAUCGGAGAUCUCCCGCAGCGCGUCGGAGAGCGGCGGGGAACCGACAGGCUCCGCAAGCACCGUCACAUCCGCAAACACGCCCGCCGCAACCGGUACAGACCUUUGUGCGGUCCCCGUACGACGACGAAGCGUCGAACAUGUCCUCCCGUCGACGGAAUCUCGCUUUAUUCAAGUACGGAUCUACCACAAAACGCAGUACUUCUUCGAUGGAUCGAUCGAGACAGCACGCCAAAGAAAUUGCGCUCAAGCUGACAACGUCGGCGAGUCUCCCCAAUUCCAGCUUUGGGGAAUUUGCCGAUUUCUCGUCGGCCUUUGGAUCGACAGCGACGCCUGCACCGUUCACGACUGCCACUGCUAGCAGGACUACUACUACGACUCGAAGUAGUAAAAAGUUGAACGAUCAAGGACGACAGAAUCAAUACACGUCGCCGAGGACAUCGUCUCAGCCUCCCGUCAAGAACUACUUUUUUGAUACGGAUCCCUUUCCGGACUCUAUAGGAGCCACACCUGCCGAAUCCCGAGAAGAACCGCGACGAGCACCCCCAUCACUGCCGAGCAAAGAAGAUGCUUUCUUUACCGCAGAUUUCGGUCAAAUGUCCGUCGAUACCCAUCCAAAACGAUCGACAAGUGCACAGUCUUCCUCCUUUGUGGUCGCGGAAUGGCCUUCGGAAGAGCAAUCGAUGGCUACCAUGCCCGCUAACUCAUCAAUGCAGAGUCACUACGCCAUGUCGCAUCAAGAGCAGUAUCAAACACGGCCACAAACACCUCCCCCACCACCCCCGCGACCGAAACAACGGACACAACGAAGGGUCACCACACCACCACCAAAUGAAACAAGAACCACUCCGCGACGAUCCGUUCCUGCCUCCCUGGGGCAUGAAGCAUCGACAACACCCAAUCAACGGUUGGUCAACGACCCAGCCGCCGUCUCACCCAAUCCUUCCGUGAACUCGAGCGGAACCGCUGCUGCUAGACGAAGGCUGCGCGCGCAGCGCCGCAAAGGCGGUGAGAGAACGGACCAUGGAGACCGACAGUCCGAGCCGGAGAACACCCUACUCACAACGCCUCUUUCUGCCAAACGACACGACAAUUUCGAUAAUGUACCGGUAAACAGCGGUCACAACGCGACGACGUAUGCACCAACAACGGCAACACCACCGUCGUCACGGAAGCUGCAGGAUCAUACCGCACCCCUCUCCAACAGAGCGUUCUCAUCGGCUGCUCUGAAGUCGACGAAUCAAUCGGCGGGUUCAUGGUCUACACAACACAGACCAGACCUUGGUGCCCGACAGUCCGAGCCGGAAGACGCCCUACUGACAGUGUCAGUUUCUGGCAACCGACAUAGCAAUUUCGAUAAUGCCCCGGUAAACAGCGGUCUCAGUGCGAUGAUGUACGCAGCCAUAACAGCAACACCACCGUCGUCACGGAAGCUGCAGGAUCAUACCGCACCCCUUUCCAACAGAGCGUCCUCAUCGGCUGCUCUGAAAUCGACGAAUCAAUCGGCGGGUUCAUGGUCUACACAACACAGACCAGACCGUGGUGCCCGACAGUCUGAGCCGGAGGACGCCGUACUGACAAUGCCUGUUUCUGUCAAACGACAUAGCAAUUUCGAUCAUGCACCGUUGAACAGUAGUCACAGCGCGACAACGCAUGCACCGAUAACGGCAAUACCACCGUCGUCACGGAAGCUUCAGGAUCAUGUGGCGCACUACUCCAACAAAACAUCCUCGUCGGCUGCUCUGAAAUCUACGAUUCAUUCGGCAGGUUCAAUGUCUACCAACCGCUCCGUUUCGAGUAACACCACUACCAAAUCGAUGGGUUCCUCGACGACCAGUUCGGAUGCAAAUGUGUUCAAUUCUCAUAUAGAAUCGGCAGGAUUCACUUUUGACGCCUUUGGUCUCGACGCAUCCACUUUGAAUCAAGAAGUGUCACAGGCCAUGAGCGAGAUUGACACAAACAACGUCAUUGGCUUUGCUGACGAGUUUUCCUCUUCCUUGUGGAUGGGUGAUUCCCCUUCUUCAUCCCGGUCGUCUACACCCAACGUUAGUUUGGAAGAGGCAGAUGGCUUCGUGGAUGGCUUUCGGGUAACUCAGCCGAAGCAGAAUAUUCCAAUCGACGUAAAGGACUUUCCUUCGACUACGGCACAAUCGCCAAUGAAUUUUGAUACUUCAUCGAGUCGGCCAUUCGAUGGUCAUUCCGGACACGUCAAUCGAUUCAAGGGACACGGAGAAUUUGCUGUUACCAAGCGGCCACCAUUGAUGGAUGAAGAGACACCACUAUCCAUGAAAGGCCAUUCGGAGAGCAAUGCUACACCUCAACCGCUCGGGAAUAUCACGUCAGCAACACCGUUCAGAUCAUUCGGCGCCUUUACGGUCGCUGCCUCUAACUCCAAGGCUCGCGUCAAGAAGGUAACAUCGACUUCAAAAAGUGGUUAUAUACAACGGCAUCCCCAUGCGCAUAAGACAGUCCAUGCUUCACCAACACGGAUGCUGCCUGCGACGCCGUCUCAAAGCAAGCCAGUUCCAACCUCGCCAAGACAUAUGCAACCACAAAACGAAGUUGAAUUCGUCGACGAUUUAGAAUCCGAGGAAUCUACACCAAAAGCUUCGUUGGUUGAGGCUUCGGAAAUCGGAGCGCGGUUGGAUAUUGGCUCAGAGUCCGAUAAUGGAGUAAAUUCGGAUUAUAUUGGGAGGCCGUCGAACCUCUCGUUGUUGAAGAUUCCUGCUGCGACGGCAUCGAACAAGGACAAAAAAAAGCUCAACCCCGACACACUGAUGCCAGAACCGAACGAGACGGUUGCGAAUGAAGAAAAGAAAGACGAAGACACAGGAGCAAGUCUGGAAAAGACAGUAGGUUCUCUCAAGUCACACUGGGAAAAUCGAGUGUCAUCAGCUCAAUUCACGCCGCCAGCUUGCGUGGAAGGUUCAAGACGACCAGUACUCAUUCCGCGCGAGGAGAUUUCAGGCCUGCAAUCAAAGUUAGGCGACAGCAUUUUGUCACCGGAGAGAUUGGAACAGCACCAAAGUGUGAUGUCAGAGGAGGCGCAAUUGCCAAUGGAAAGAAUUACGACGAAAGCGGCCUUUUCAAGUAUUCAGCAGGGUUUGCGGUCGUCGCCUGUACUAGAUGCGCACGAAACGAAAAUGACCAAGUCGGAAGGCGGUGCAGCCGUUCGUCAUUCACAUUUAAGUCAGGUUUUGAAUAGUCUACAGAAAAGCGAAAAAGAAGAUUCGCUCAGAGAUACACAAUCUGAUACAGGCGCGCCGGUCACUUUUGCCGUGAGAUUGCGUAAGACGGUUUUUGAUGAUCGCACAUGCUCGUCAGAUGAUUCAGAGUCGAGACAAAGUGGGCAAAAGAAAGAGGAAAACGAGACUGAAACGUCGCCUAGCGCUAGUGAUAAGUCGACUGAAGAAAUUGUAAAACACACAUACGGUGAACGAUGUGAGCUGGAUUUGCAAAAGCAACGCGAAGAGGAAGAUAAUUUACAAGGCAGCAAAAAUGGAGAAGAGUUCUCUGACCCGUAUGCUCGACCUCAAAUAAUAAAUCGUGUUGCGUGCAACAAGCAAAAAAGAGUUGACGAGUCUGAAGAGCAGCAGUCGGGCCAUCAGCUACAUUCACAUCAGUUGAGUACUACUUCGGAUGAGUGUAAAAUAGAACACUAUACGAUUGGAGUUGACUCAUCGGAACAGUCCGAGGGCUCCAGGCAAGACGAAGUCCCGGAGUUAAAGUCAGCUUCAACUACCGGUAUGCUACAAGAGAAGCUAUCGCCGAGCCGUCGUCGUAAUUCUGAUCUCAUUAUUGAACCAGAGCACGAUGACAAAAGCCAUACCAGCGAACCGAAACCUCUUGUCCCUCCCAGUGCUGCCGUAUCGCAUUUGUUGAUGUUGCAGCAACUACAGCAACGCCAAGAACCUUCAGAUCAUAACUCUGUCGCUUCCGGUCGAGGAAGUCUUUCGGUUAUGACUACUGAUACAGUAGUGUCAGAAGAGAGUCAACCGCGGUCGACAAAAGCACACACUCCGAAGGCAACUAUGAUGAUGCUAAAUGCAUUCCUAGCCGGCCGCGAGUCAAUUACCUCCUGUAGCGAAGAUAAACAAGCCAAGCCGGACCUCAUCGAUUUCGAAGGCGAGGGUUCAGAUUUCAAGUCGCCACCAAAAGGUGCUCAACCCGCUCCAAAUUCAAAUCUCCCGGCGCUAAAGGACGAUCCUACGUACGAACGGUACUUUAAAAUGUUGAAGGUCAGUAUGCCUCUCGAAGUCGUAAAACAUGCUAUGAUACGAGAUGGUUUAGACCCUACUGUAUUGGAUGGUGAUCACAAUAAGCCCGCAGGCAUUCUGCUCAAAGACGACCCAGCAUAUCAAAAGUACUUCAAAAUGCUCAACAUUGGGCUUCCAAUGGAAGCUGUAAAACAUGCGAUGGAACGCGAUGGUUUGGAUUCGCACGUAAUGGACUUGGAUCACAACCUCCCGGUGGCGAAUGGGAAAGCGAUUGUUGAACAGGAGCCGCAAGAGAAAGACUCACAUCGCCGAGCCCGGCUUCAUUGGAAAACGUUGCGCAAGGUCACGUCAAAUUCGCUUUGGGCUCAAAUUGACCAGGACGAUGAGCUCGAAAAUAUUGAUAUCGACGAAGAAGAAUUCCAAGAGCUCUUUCAAGUAGAGAAAUCGGAGACGGUCACGCCAGUUAAAGCCGCCGUUGUUACUGAAAAGAGUAGUGCAUCGGUCAGAGUAAUUGACGCAAAGCGGGCGAACAAUGGUGGUAUUAUCCUUGCAAGACUUAAAAUGUCCCAUGAUGACAUGGCUGAUGCUGUGGACCGUAUCAACGAACACGCUUUGUCCGCAGAACAGAUAGAAAAAAUGAUUGAGUUUCUUCCAACCAAGGACGAACGCAAAGCUCUUGAAGCGUAUAUGCUCGGGGGUGGUCAGGACGCGGCAGAAAAAUUCGAAGGACUUUGUGAAUGCGAAAAGUUCAUGGUUUCUAUGAUGACGGUUAAGCAUGCGAAACAGAAAGUCAGAGCGCUUCUUUUCCGUCUACAAUUCGAGACGUGCAUCCAGGAUAUCCAAAAGGAUACAGUAGUGGUCGAAGCAGCGUGCGAUGAACUUAGCAACUCUAUCCGGCUCCGUCAACUACUCGGCAUUGUUCUUACGUUUGGAAACAGAUUAAACACAGCAGGCAAUAGGAAGCGGAAAGCAGGGGCUUUUACUUUGGAUUCGUUGCUGAAGCUCAAUCAAGCCAAGGCAUUUGACAAAAAGACAACGUUUUUACAGUACAUAGUACUUAUCGUUCGACGAAACAACGAGCUCCUUCUUCGUUUUAAGGACGAUCUUCCAUCAGUUCUGCAAGCAGAUAAAGUAUUUUGGGAUCAAUGCGUCUCUGAUCUUGAAGAGGUGGAAAACCAACUCGAAAAUGUCCGUCGCAUUGCCCUCCACCAGGCGAGGCAAGCCAAAAUUUAUCGUCUGCCGCGGAAGAAAAGCCGCGGCGAAGAGAACGAAGAAGAUCUGAGUGAUGCUGAUAUCUCUUUGUCUUUGGAGGAAGAGGUUGAAGCGCUGAGAGCUACUCCGAUUGGCCUAUUUACUUUGUCGGCGAUCAAGUACGUUUCCUCGCUGCGAGACAAGGUUGAAGAGACCAAGAGCAAGUUUGCUAGCCUCUUAGAGUAUUUUGGCGAAGACGACAAGGAGAUGCAGCCACACCAGCUUUUCAGCAUCAUCGUUUCCUUCAGCCGCGAUUUCGAAAAAGCGAAGAAUCAAGUUUUUACAGAGGAGAAGAGGAAGCAGCGGGAGGAGCGGAAACGACAAGCAAAAAGUAAUGGCCUGGCGAAUGAUGGAAAGCCACUAAAGCCCUCGCCUACGCCAUUGUCGGAGCCAAAGGCUUAUAACGGCUCGAGUGCUUCACCGUCGUUGCGGAAAGCGCUUGAUUCGGAAUACGAAUCUUCAACACCAAGUGAAAGGGUUUUAGUUGAGACUCCUCUGGCUCGUCGAAACGAUCAUCUUCACUCUGAGAAGGAAAGUGCCUCAGAAUUCGACGUCAGCAUUGAUAACAGGGGUGAUUGUACAGAUGCUGCUACGUCGAAUCUUUCCAUCCAAAGUCCCUUCAAAAGUCGAAAAUAUGCAAAGUUUUUUGGCGGUAGAGACGAGACGAGCACUUGUAUGUCUUUCGACACCAAUCCUCACGCAAAAGCCAAUGAGGACGACAACGACAAACAUAACGGCUUGGUAAGCACUGCAGCCAAGUCUCACGAUUCCAGCGAGCAGAACCAACCGAUUGCAGCUACACCCAGCAUGAGGGCUGCCUUGAGAACCAAAGCCCGUCUGCGUCGGCAACGCUUUACGACCGCUUCCGUACAGUCAUCUACUAUUUCGAUAGAUUCGGGCGCAGAGGAUGACUCCCAAAUGACCCCCAACAGCGGCGAGCCUACAACAGCCGACAUGGUUUGUGUUCAAGCUCCCACGUCUAAUCAAUCGGACAUUCGCAAUCGUAGCAGCUUGGAGCAGCACAUCUCUCAGCAAGCGGAAACUCAUGAAAUUUUUUCUAUGGAUGAGGCUUUAGAACUUGACUAG
This is a messenger RNA of Phaeodactylum tricornutum CCAP 1055/1, 6561 nucleotides long. Its product is annotated as formin like protein. Gene Ontology annotation, cellular component: WASH complex. The transcript has 2 exons. The record is from RefSeq and is a predicted model, not a curated record. The coding region runs from base 1 to 6561 and encodes 2186 amino acids. NCBI's taxonomy places the organism in Eukaryota, Bacillariophyta, Bacillariophyceae, Surirellales, Neidiaceae.